Molecule: messenger RNA, 485 nt
Organism: Limulus polyphemus (Atlantic horseshoe crab)
Lineage: Eukaryota; Metazoa; Arthropoda; Merostomata; Xiphosura; Limulidae
Exons: 1
Source: RefSeq, a predicted model, not a curated record
AUGUCAGAAUCUAACCACAUAGUGUCAGAAUCUAACCAUAUAAUGUCAGAAUCUAACCACAUAGUGUCAGAAUCCAACCAUAUAAUGUCAGAAUCUAACCAUAUAAUGUCAGAAUCUAACCACAUAGUGUCAGAAUCUAACCACAUAGUGUCAGAAUCUAACCACAUAGUGUCAGAAUCUAACCGCAUAGUGUCGGAAUCUAAUCACAUAGUUUCAGAAUCUAAUCAUAUAAUGUCAGAAUCUAACCGCAUAGUGUCGGAAUCUAAACACAUAGUGUCAGAAUCUAACCAUAUAAUGUCAGAAUCUAACUAUAUAAUGUCAGAAUCUAACCAUAUAAUGUCAGAAUCUAACCACAUAGUGUCAGAAUCCAACCAUAUAAUGUCAGAAUCUAACCACAUAGUGUCAGAAUCCAACCAUAUAGUGUCAGAAUCUAACCGCAUAGUGUCGGAAUCUAAACACAUAGUGUCAGAAUCUAACCAUAUAAU